Oncorhynchus mykiss (rainbow trout) is the source of this 893-nucleotide messenger RNA. The record is from RefSeq and is a predicted model, not a curated record. NCBI's taxonomy places the organism in Eukaryota, Metazoa, Chordata, Actinopteri, Salmoniformes, Salmonidae.
GCUUCUGACUGAUGGAAUUGUUAGUUCAUGUCAGGAUAGCAUUUGGUCUGUCUUCAUAAUGUUUUUACCCUACGUAGGCUACAUGAAAAAAGGCUGCCCGACAACUUUAUUUUGUUUCUCUGUGCUGCAUUCAACGCAGUCAACGUAUUUUGACGCUUUCAAAACGCCGACUGGACGCCAGUGACAUGUUGAUCAGCAACAAAUAUGGCAUCAUGGAUUAUAAAAAUUGCCUUGAUGGCAAUGAGUAUCUUAAUCGAAACUACCGAAGGGAAAAAAGACAAGGUGCUGUAUUGUUCAGCAUGCAGGGCUAUUGUUGAUGAGCUCAAUUAUUCAAUCAGUCAGAUUGAUCCGAAGAAGACCAUCAAUGUGGGAGCCUUCAGACUCAAGCCUGAUGGGAGCCUGACUGAUAAAAAGGUCCCUCUUGCUAGAUCUGAGACCAACUUGAGUGAGCUUCUGGAUGGAGUUUGUGGUAGCAUGAGUGACUAUGCUCUUCAUGUGGACCCAGACACCAAGAAAAAGCAAUACAAAAGAUUUGCUCCAAGAAGUUCUGAUGCCGGGGAUUUUCCUGAUUUUAACAAUUUCAAGUUUGAUGGCCCAGAGGGAUCCAAUGCCCUACAAUUUGCGUGUGAAAGCAUUGUGGAGGAAUUUGAAGAUGAUAUCAUCUCUCUUUUUGCCAAAGAGACAGACCAUGUGGUCGACAAGUUAUGCAAUGAAGUAUCAGAUCACUGUAAAGGCACAAAAUUCCAGAGUGACGAACUAUAGUUUUACAUGCGUCUCUGCUGCGGGUGAUUGGACCAGUUUAGAUAUAUAUUUCAAAUGAAGAAAUAAUGCUUGAAGGAUAUUGUAUCAAUCAAGUUGCAUUCUUUUAAAUAAAGUUUUCUAUUUUAAAUGGG